AUGGUAGAAGGUUCAUCUACAGCGUUUGUCACUGGCUCAGAAGCCUUCCCCAUGGGAGAUAUGAGUUCUAAAACUCAUGAUGUUAAAGUCUCAGCUGAACCAGAAGUGUAUCAUCAAACACGUAUGGGGAAAAUUGUAACUUCAUUAAGGAAGUAUGGUACAUUCAUAGGACCAGGUUUAUUAAUUUCAGUUGCUUAUAUGGAUCCUGGUAACUAUGCCACUGGUAUUACUGCUGGUGCAGGUAACAAAUAUGCCCUUUUAUUUAUUGUGUUUCUUUCAAGUAUAAUUGCUAUUUUCUUACAAGCCUUAUGUAUUAAAUUAGGGUCAGUUACAGGUUAUGAUUUAGCAAGAUGUUGUCGUGAAUAUUUCCCAAGAUGGUUGAAUAUCAUCUUAUGGAUCCUAGCAGAAUGCGCUAUUAUUGCUACUGAUGUUGCAGAAGUUAUUGGUUCAGCUAUUGCUCUUAAUAUUUUAUUACGUAUUCCAUUACCAGCUGGUGUUUGUAUUACAAUCGUGGAUGUUAUUUUUGUCCUUUUAGCAUAUAGAAAUGAUACUUCAUCAACUAAGUUUGUUAAAUGCUUUGAGUAUGCUGUUGGUUUAUUAGUGAUGGCUGUUGUUAUUUGUUUUGCUAUUGAACUUUCUCAAAUUCAUGCUGAUGCAGGUGAAGUCUUUAGAGGGUUUGUUCCAUCCAAAGAAAUGUUUGCUGGUAGUGGUAUGACCAUUGCUACUUCUCUUAUUGGUUCUACAGUUAUGAUUCAUUCAUUAUUUUUGGGUUCUGGUUUAGUUCAACCAAGAUUAAGAGAAUAUGAUGUCCAACAUGGUCAUAUUAAAUUAGCUGAUAUUUGUGAAGGAAUAGAUGAAAAGGAUGCUGCUAAAAUGAAAGAUAAAGAAGCUGAUUAUUUUUAUAAUUCUUACAAGCCUUCAUAUCAAGCAAUCAACUACUCAUAUAAGUAUUCAAUUAUUGAAUUAGCUGUUACUUUAUUGACUCUUGCUUUAUUUGUAAAUCUGGCUAUUCUUAUUGUGGCAGGUUCUUCAUUAUAUGGUACACCAGAAGCACUUGAUGCUGAUUUAUAUACCAUUCAUUAUUUAUUAUCUAAGAAUUUAGCUCCUGUUGUUGGUACAAUUUUCAUGUUGGCACUUUUAUUUAGUGGUCAAAGUGCUGGUAUUGUUUGUACAAUUGCAGGUCAAAUUGUUAGUGAAGGUCAUAUUAAUUGGACAGUUAAACCAUGGUUGAGAAGAUUGAUUACUAGAGGUAUUUCAAUUCUUCCAUGUUUAGCCAUUUCUGUAUCUAUUGGUAGAAAUGGGUUAAAUACAGCUUUAAACAUUUCACAAGUUAUUAUUUCAUUAUUAUUACCACCAUUAACUGCACCAUUGAUUUAUUUCACAUGUAAGAAAUCAAUCAUGAAGAUUGAGUUACCAGAAGAAAUGCAAACGUUAGUAGAAGAGGAAGAUGAAGAAGAACAAGAUGGUACGGUUCAAGAAGUCGACACUGAAUCAAAUGAUUCUAGAAAGUAUAAAUUUAUGACAAACAAUUGGAUAACUACUUCCAUUGCGGUCGUUAUUUGGUUUUUCAUUUCUGCAUUAAAUAUUUACGCUAUUUACGAUAUGGCAUUAAAUGGGGUUGCUGGUAGUUAA
Molecule: messenger RNA, 1632 nt
Organism: Scheffersomyces coipomensis
Lineage: Eukaryota; Fungi; Ascomycota; Pichiomycetes; Serinales; Debaryomycetaceae
Gene: SMF12
Product: divalent metal ion transporter
Exons: 1
Coding region: 1-1632 (543 amino acids)
Biological process (GO): iron ion transport; intracellular manganese ion homeostasis
Cellular component (GO): plasma membrane
Molecular function (GO): manganese ion transmembrane transporter activity; cadmium ion transmembrane transporter activity
Source: RefSeq, a predicted model, not a curated record